GAUUGGCACUAGCAUUAAUAUUUCGAACUUUUUAAAGGAAAUUUUUUUUUAUAAUAACUAUCUUCAUACUUUUCAUGGUGAUCUCUAAUAUUUCGUAACCAAAAAUGUCAGACACUAAGGGUCGAUCUAGUAAAGAAGAUGUUCCAAGAAAAUUACGGGUGUCUUUAGGUUUAGAAAGAUCGGCUGCAGCAAGUUUCCAAGGAUCUGUCUCAAACCGGAAGUCACUUUCAAUCGCUAAUAUAGCGUCUGCGGCAUUAUUUCUAAAACGAGCAGACGGAUCAUGGGUUCCAAGGUACCAAAACAGCUAUCGCUUAGAGCCUUAUAAUCGAUAUAAUCCAGAAGUCGUCGAUAAAAUAGUAAAGACUGCAAUGGAGAAUAGGCUAUCAACAGUGACGUCAUAUGAUCCUUCUGAAGCUACAAAAUUAAGUAAAGAUGUAACCGGCGAUGUUCUGAAAGCUCUCAUAAAAAAGGACUACGAUAGAUGCAAGCACGUUGUGCAAGUGAGCGUGAUACAAAAUGCCUUUCAAAGCGUUAAUGUCAGUUUAGGGUGUCUGUGGGACAUCGAGCGUGAUAAUUACUCAUAUUACGUCUUUCAAAACAAUCACAUACAUGCUUGGUGCGCAGUCUUCGGUCUGUAUUACGAAUAGAAGAACUGGAAAUUCAGAACAAGUUAAUUCAAGGAGGUACAUGAAAAAACUUUUUUGGUCAUUUCAAUAUUUAUAUUUCUUUAUGAAUGUUCGUGCAGAAUAUGA
Belonocnema kinseyi is the source of this 752-nucleotide messenger RNA. RefSeq names its product tctex1 domain-containing protein 2-like. Bases 105 to 647 code for a protein of 180 amino acids. The transcript has 4 exons. Gene Ontology annotation, biological process: microtubule-based movement. The record is from RefSeq and is a predicted model, not a curated record. Lineage: Eukaryota; Metazoa; Arthropoda; Insecta; Hymenoptera; Cynipidae. Gene Ontology annotation, molecular function: dynein intermediate chain binding. Gene Ontology annotation, cellular component: cytoplasmic dynein complex; cytoplasm.